Messenger RNA from Soboliphyme baturini, 597 nucleotides. Lineage: Eukaryota; Metazoa; Nematoda; Enoplea; Dioctophymatida; Soboliphymatidae. The record is from the annotation of a GenBank genome assembly.
AUGUUACAGUUGGUCUUAAAGGUCUGCGAGGAAGAGAAAUGUGGUUACGAAGUGUUUCCACUUUCCGUUUCAUACUUGGACCGGUUCCUAUCGAUUGAGGCGGUGCACAAGACUCAGCUGCAGGUGUUGGGCACUGCGUGCAUGUUUUUGGCCAGCAAGAUCGUAGACGUCCAGCCAUUGGUGGCCACCCGGCUGAUUCAGUACACGGCGAACGCGGUCACGUUGCCUCAGCUAUUGAGCUGGGAGUUAUUAAUUCUGAAUCGCCUCAAGUGGGACAUCUGUUCUCCGACGCCAUACAAUUUUUUGCAACAUUUUCUUUACCGUUUACGAUUUCCCGCAUCGUUAGAGUACAGAGUUUGCUGCCAGCUGCGUGUUUUGGUGUCAUUGUUGCUUACCGAAGUUUAUGUCUAUCCCCCUUCGUUCCGUAAUCUUCAUAUUUUGCGCGGUCUCACGUGCCUCAGUGAAGGUGAGAACGGUAACAGACGAAAGCUUCGACUGACGCUGAUUUUCGUCACGGCGUCGGUUAACUUCAGGGUAAUGGGUGUUUGGUUCAUAGAGUUUAAGAAAGUGGUGUUUUUGGGUCACGAAGGUUUGUGA